Closterium sp. Naga37s-1 is the source of this 5538-nucleotide messenger RNA. Lineage: Eukaryota; Viridiplantae; Streptophyta; Zygnematophyceae; Desmidiales; Closteriaceae. The record is from the annotation of a GenBank genome assembly.
AUGGCUGCCUCGUCAAGCUCUAAGCCUCCACUCUCCCCAUCCUCGUCCGCGUUAGACCUCAGUCGCUUGUCGUACGCGUUGUCCACUCCUGACGCUCUCGGUCAGUCGCUCGAAUUCAAGCAAGACCUUCCGUCGCCGGUUCAACCUGUCAGUUCGGCUCCAGCAACCGGAGGCGGCCUGUCCGUAAAGCAGUCGCUCUGUCAGGCGGUUUUGCGGAUCGUUUUGGAGAAUGUUCAGAGGGACGGACAUAGCAGAGAGGUUCAGGACUCGGUGUCCAAGCACUUCGCAUCUCUACCGUCAAGGUACGCUCUGAGUGUCAACCCACAGCGUCAUGAGGACGUGUUGCUCCACAUGCGCCUCAUCAACGAGGCUCGCACGCUCAAUCAAACCGAUGAGGACCUCGGGCCGGUCGUCCGGGUCCGUCGGGUUUGCCUCGGCCGAGCCAAGUCGUCAGGCUCGGCAGGCGGGGGGAACGCGGGGGAUUUUAUAAGUUCCCCCAGGAGGAGGCACAGCUCGGAUUAUGCAAGCAAUAGCCCGUCCGGGAGAAGCCUGGAAGGUUCCCAAAAGGCAGCGGUUUCCGCUGCGGUAGCAGCGGCUGGCGGGAGUGCUGCUUCUGCAGGCUCUUCCGACUCUGGAGCAUCAGGUCUAGCAGCAACAGGAGCGUCAGGGUUACCAGCAACAGGAGCGACAGGGUUACCAGCAACAGGAGCGUCAGGGUUACCAGCAACAGGAGCGACAGGAGCGACAGGCGCGUUUCUAGGAUCGUCAGGGCCAUCAGGGCUGUCCGCGUCUGGGUCACAGCCGCAGCUUCAUGGUUCGCAUCCGGCUCCGCGCAGGUCCAUCCCCUGUUCCGGAACCCUGUCGCGAAUCAUCCCGCAACCCACAUUCGGCUCCUCCGCCCCCAACUGCUACAGCCUGAGCGGCCUAGGCUCGGCAGGAUCCUCUGCUGUGGACUUGAACCAAGCCGUUCCCACCGCGACUGGCCGCAAAUCCGGGUCGCUUACUGGCCGGUCGCCGUUUGGGUCUGGUAGUAUCGGCAACAACAAGGGCAGCAGCAGUCAUUUCUCGUUAGCGGCGACGUUAAGGGAAGGCGUGCCGUUUUCGUCAGCGUCGGACCUGAGGGGCGACGGUUUGGGAGGAGGGCUGGGCAGCGCAGGAGGGAUGGGGAGCGCGGGAGGGAUGGGGAGCGGCGGAGGGUUCCUGGUUGGGUCGAGAGGGUCCGCGUCGAGUCUAGGGACAGACGUGGAAGAGGAUGAUAGUCGGAGUGGGGGGUCGAGCUGGCACGGGCCGGGGGUGGAAGGGGCGGAGGGCGACGGGUAUGUGUACGGAUGGGAGGUUUCGAUCGCGGCCCCGGAUAGACCAGGGCUGCUGACGUGGUUCACUUCGGCACUGGCGAAUUCGGACAUGGAGCUGAACAUCAAUGAGGCGCAUGUGUUCAGCACGUCAGAUGGCAUGGCGUUACAGGACUUUGUGGUCACCACGCCCAAGCACCACCAGAACUUCUACGCCAAUGAGGCGGAGCUACAGGACGCGUUGACACACGUGGUGCGUAUCAAGUGGAGAGAGCGGGACGUGAAGCAGGCCUCAGAGCAGAUGCAGCUGGCGAAUCUGAGAGCCGUGGUGGAGGCCAUGGCGUAUGAGGACUGGGCGGUGGACUACCAUGAUCUGGGCAUAGGCGAGAGGCUGGGCGGAGGGGCGUCAGGGCGGCUGUGCAGAGGCACGUACAGAGGGCAGGACGUGGCAGUGAAGGUCAUCACGCUCGCUGCUGCUGACGAUAUGGGCGCCGCUGGGGGUGGGCUGACGGGAGGGCCGGCCGGGCCAGGAUGGAUGGUACGGCACAAGAACCUGGUACAGUUCAUCGGGGCAUGCUCCCACUGGCCGCGGCUAUUCAUCGUCACAGAGCUCAUGGCACGGGGCAGUGUGCGGGACGUGUUGGACCAGAGGGGGUGCGGGCUGCCCCUGCCAGUGGCGCUCAAGAUCCUGAGGGAUGCAGCACGCGGGCUGGACUUUCUGCACCGGAGAGGCAUUGUGCACCGGGACCUCAAGGCUGCUAACCUGCUGGUGGAUGAGAACGAUGUGGUGAAGCUGUGUGACUUUGGAGUGGCGAGGCUGCUGCCAUCGAAGCAGGCAGGGCAGCUGUGUGGGGAGCCCACUGCCAAGUCACGGCCCGACAUGACAGCAGAGACAGGCACCUACCGCUGGAUGGCACCUGAGGUCAUGGAGCACCAGCCAUACGACCAUCGCGCUGACAUCUUCUCAUUCGGUGUCACCAUGUGGGAGGUCAUCACAGGCGACCUGCCCUACACUGGCCUCACGCCCCUUCAAGCAGCCAUUGGAGUCCUGCAAAGGAACCUACGCCCGCCUCUCCCUCCCGGCCUGCCAUCUCGCAUCAGCAGUCUCAUCACACGCUGCUGGGCUGCCGACCCUGCUGUCAGGCCAGAAUUCACUGAGCGAGUGAAGGUGUAUCGGCUGAACGACGAUGGCAAGUGGGAUGACAAGGGAACAGGCCACGUGUCAGUGGAAUAUCUCGAGAGGUCGGACGCCAUAGGGCUGGUGGUGAUCGACGAGGAGGACAACGCCACACUGCUGGUGCACCGCAUCUCAGCAGACGACAUCUACCAGCGGCAAGAAGACACCAUCAUCUCGUGGACGGACCCCGAGGUGGCAACAGACCUGGCGCUGAGCUUUCAAGAAAGCAUGGGAUGCUCCUACAUAUGGGAGCAAAUAUGCAACGUGCAGCGCCAAGUGCAGGUGCCUCCAGGCACUGAGGGAGGAGGGGCAGGAGCACGUGACGAGAUUGCAAUUCAUGAGGCAUCCCCCGAAAAUGCCCUUGAAGCAGCAACAGACAUGUCUGAAUUACCUGCAGUGGAGUUGAGGAACCUUCCUGUCAUUGCCAAGAUGCUCACAGACGUGCCGUUGUUCCACAAAGACCGAAUUGCCUCACUCGUCCUCAGAGAGGGCUACGUGCCCAAGCUGUUGGACCUGUUCCGUCAGUGCGAGGAUCUGGAGAAUCUCGACGGACUGCACCACCUGUACCGCAUUGCCAAGGGGCUGGUACUGCUCAAUGACACCAAUCUGUUCGACCUGCUCUUUGUUGACAACGCCAUUCUGGACCUUGUUGGGGCUCUUGAAUAUGACCCCAACCUGCCAUCGCGCCAGCAGCACCGCAAGUUUUUGCUAGAGCAAGUGGAGUAUCGCGAGGCCGUGCCCAUCCAGGACCCCAGCCUGCGCUCUAAGAUCCACCAGACAUACCGCUUAGGUUAUAUCAAGGAUGUGAUUUUACCGCGGGUUUUGGACGACCAAACAUACGGGACCUUCAACUCCCUCAUUCUGUUCAAUAAUGUGGAGGUGGUGUCCACUCUACAAGGAGACAAGCCCUUCCUCUCGGACCUCUUCUCCCAGCUGCGAUCCAAAGACCCCUCCUCCCCCGCCUUUAGAGACCUGGUUCGAUUCCUACAGGAGUUUUGCUCGCUGCACAAGCACCUGCAGAUCACACAAAGAAACCAGUCCUUCAGUGCUCUGAUUGGUCUGGGCCUAUUUGAAAUCGUCACCACGAUCUUGCAACACACUGACGCCUCCCUACGCCUUUGCGGCACCGACAUGCUCAUGUCAGCUCUCAGUCCCGACCCUGCCCCCCUGCGCACCUUUCUCGUGGAGCAACCCGGCCACACACUCUUCUCCUGCCUUGUUAAGGGAAUGGUGGAGCGCAGUCAGGGGGAGGGGGGGUCUCACGUGCAGCUCUUAGAAAUAUUGCGGCAGCUGCUAGACACCGACACCAUGGACACGGCCGAAAAGAACAAGUUUCUAGACGUGUUUUAUGAGGAGUACGUGGAUGUGCUUGUAAAGGGGAUAACCACCGCUGCUGCAGCUGCUGCAGCAGUUGGAGGGGGAGGAGGAGGUAGUGGAGGAGGGGGGUUAGGAGGCGGAGUUGUGUCGCCGGCUCCUGAGGUGCUGGCGAGUAUCUGCGAUCUGCUGUGCUUCUGUGUGCUACACCACAGCUUCCGAAUGAAGUACUACGUGUUGCGCAACAACGUGGUGGAGAAGGUGCUGCGGCUGGUGCGGCGGAAGGAGAGGUACCUGGUGGUGGCGGCUGUGCGCUUCCUGCGCUCCUGCAUCAGCCUCAAGGACGACUUUUACCUGCGCUACCUGGUCAAGAACCGUCUGUUUGAGCCCGUGAUCGCAGCCUUCAGAGCCAACGGCAGCCGCUACAACCUCCUCAACUCCGCUGUGCUGGAUUUAGUCGAAUUCAUCCGCAAGGAGAACAUCAAGUCGCUGGUGACCCAUCUAGUGGAGACAUACGGCUCCUGGUUUGACUCGGUUGACUACGUUGACUCUUUUAAGCUGCUGCGCCUCAAAUACGAACAGAACCUUGAUUCAAUGCGGCCGGCAGAAGAGCCCUCUGCUGCCCCUCCGCCCUCCCACUUGCCGCGAGCCACAGCCAUGAGCGUGCAAUCAAGCGGCGACAGGUGGCGACACGAGAGUGGUGGAGGGGGGGCGGCAGGGGGAGAAGGGGGGAGGAGUGGGGAGGUGGUGGAGCGGGGAGGGCGAGUGAGGGUGGAGAAGAGGAGAGUGAGGGAGGAGAGGGAGCUGGAGAGAGAGGAGGAGGAUUACUUCGAAAGCGGAGGCGACAGUGACGACGAGCCAGCAGCACAGGAGGAGGAGCACGACGACAGCCUACCAGUGCUCGACCCGUCAGGCACACCCCCCCUUCCACGCCACAAAUCCCGCUCGCCCUCUCCGCCUCGCUCCCUCGCCAACGGCAUCAUUCCACCCGAGCCUUCCAGGAAGCCGCUUCAUGGGCUCGUGGACUAUGAGGAUGAGGACGACGAAGACCGCCCCUCUUCCUCCUCCCCUUUCCCUCCUAGCCCCCGGCCCUCCACUGGCUCCCCAGCCUCGGGAAGAGGCUUCGAGGCUCGGGAAGAGGCUGGGGAAGAGGCUCGGGGAGAGGCUCGGAACGGCCCGAAGCGGAGCGGAACAGGAGGAGCAGGUUCGGGCGGGAAGGAUGGGUCAUCCCAAGGUGUGCAAAAGAAACGGAAAUCUUCUGAUGGUGGGGGGGGAUUCAGGAGAAUAUCUGGGGGUAAGAUUGUUGUUGGGGGGAAGCUGGGGGCAAUCGGCACGAUGAGCCAUCCUUCCUCUGCUGAUGCUGAUGCUGAUGGAACAGGGGGAGGUGCGUCUGAAAGCAAGAGCUCUAUUACCGCUGAUGAUUUCUCUACUCCUCCUCCUCCUCCUCCUCCUCCUCCUCCUCCUCCUCCUCCUGCUCCUGCUGCUGAUUCAGCGGCUGAUGCACAUGCUGCUCCCGCCCCUGCUGCCCCUGCUGCUGACGUUGGCGACACUGACCUUGAUGCUGAUGAUACUAACAAGAGUGACAACAGGGAGGGUGUGGUGGGAGAGAAAAUAGAUGGUGCGACUGAUCCAGGGGGGAGUCAGGGUGAUGGUAGCUGCAAGCGAAGAUCAGAAGAGGAGGGGAAGGAGUGGGGGGAGGAAAGGAAAGAGCACAAGAGAGCCAAGGAGAGCACGAGUAGCGCUGUUGCCCGUUGA